Messenger RNA from Ilyonectria robusta, 718 nucleotides. RefSeq lists its product as uncharacterized. The record is from RefSeq and is a predicted model, not a curated record. The transcript has 2 exons. Lineage: Eukaryota; Fungi; Ascomycota; Sordariomycetes; Hypocreales; Nectriaceae. The annotation marks the transcript as partial.
AGUCAACGCGGAGACUUGAUACUUCUAGACAUACUGGAGUUAGGUCUUAUCGUACCAUCCGCCGCUCUAGCUGCCAAUACCUCCUCUUUUGUCAAGAAGCACUGCAACGUAAUGAUCUACAAUCAUGAGCUCCUAGCCCAAGACAAACGCUUUGAAGUCGAUGGUAUAAAUAUCGCCAAAGGAUUCCUAAAGGAUCAUACCGGAUCGGAGUAUUAUGAUAAUGAGACUACAGAAGUAUGGGACCUAGUAAGAAUCCAGCGAGCUUGGGAUGCAAUUGCAUUCCACACGACACCGUCUAUUACACAGCACGCCGCAGCUGAAGUAGCUCUUAUAAACUUAGGCGUUACAGCCGAUUUCUUGGGUCCUAAUCUUGACCUUGGCCUCGGACCAAACCUGAUUUCAAGAGAAGAAUAUCGGGCGGUGACAAAACUAUUUCCGCGCAAUGGAUUUACAUAUGAAGGCCUGAAGCAGGUAAUAUGUGGAAUAUAUAGGACCAAGCCAAAUACUACCUACGAUAAUUUUGUGGGCGAGUUUGGAGUUCGGUUUGGCAUUAAUAGCGAAGGAUCUGGUAAAGAUAAAUUUGCUGAGGAGGUGGAGAAGGCGCAUUUUGUAAACUUUUCCAAGUUUGCAUUAGAUGCUCUUAAAGUUCUUAACAAGGAAAUUUUAGGAGAUAAUAAAUAGUCACCUGGAAAGUGCACAUUUACAAUGAGCAGCUCCC